GGACAAUUCAUGCUCGCUCCUUGCGUGAAGGCUCACUGGCAAGGACUUGCCCUGUACGAUGUCAUCACCAGUGUCCCUUGCUGCCAAUGUCGACCGCGAAACCCAACUCGCCCACUCCAUGGGCGCCGUGCUUAUUGGAAGUCUGGUUGGCUUGUUCCUCUCGGGGGCGGUGACGAUGCAGGCCUUUCUGUACUACCAGCUGUAUCCUAAGGAUAUGCUUCGAAUCAAAGUAAUGGUCCUUGUCGUCUGGGUUAUCGAUGCUCUGCACUCAAUCAUGACCAUGAAUGCCAAUUGGCAGUAUCUCAUCCAACGAUUCGGAGAUUGGGAUACCACCGACGAGAUAACGUGGUCAAUAGCGGUCUCGGUUGCGUUGACGGCCACAAUCACUUUCUUUGUGCAUUGCUUCUUCAUUCACAGGAUAUACAACCUGAGCCACAAGAAUAUGUACAUCACGGCCCCCUUGGUUGCAUUGGCGCUCGUCCGUCUGGUAACCGCCUGCAUUUCGACAUCGGAGAUGAUCCGUCUGAGAAGUUACUCGGGUUUCGUUCAUGGGUAUGACUAUGUGUUCACGAUUGGACUGUCGACUGCCGUGUCCCUGGAUAUCUUCAUCACUAUUGGCCUCUGCUAUUACCUGCGACGGGGACGUUCGCCGCUCAGCAGCAUGGACCGGAUCAUCGACACCAUCACACUGUACACGGUGGAAAAUGGCAUGCUAACAUGCAUUACGACCAUCGCGUCGCUGAUUUGCUGGGUCACGAUGCCCACGAAUCUCAUAUUCCUCGGGCUCCACUUCGCAAUCAGCAAACUCUACGCCAACUCGUUCCUCGCGACCCUCAAUGCCCGCAAGUCCCUUCUAAACAAAUCCCAAGGCUCCACGGGAGAUCAUCCACUACCCGUUCUGUUCCCCAGUCAUUACCCUGCCCGGCGUGCGACCUUGGGCCCGUGGUCGCAAAGGAGCCAGACGGAGACACACCUCCAAGUCACCAUCGAGAAGACCGUCCAACGCGACGUCGACGAAAUCGAAGGCGGCUCGACCCCGCGUGGGGCCGUCUCCCGCUCCGGACGAGAAACGCCGACCAUUGACCUCGACGACCUCUCAAAGAGCCCGCCCGCUGCGUACCUCGGAGAAGAGCGAGCACCCUUGCAGACGGACAUAUCUUGGCGAACGCGCCCGAAAGGGCCGGGUUCCUUUUGACGGGGAGCCCUGACCGAGAGGCACCAAGGAUUGUACAGUAAAC
Messenger RNA from Dichomitus squalens LYAD-421 SS1, 1238 nucleotides. RefSeq lists its product as uncharacterized. The coding region runs from base 59 to 1195 and encodes 378 amino acids. The transcript is spliced from 20 exons. The record is from RefSeq and is a predicted model, not a curated record. NCBI's taxonomy places the organism in Eukaryota, Fungi, Basidiomycota, Agaricomycetes, Polyporales, Polyporaceae.